Molecule: messenger RNA, 6131 nt
Organism: Hevea brasiliensis (rubber tree)
Lineage: Eukaryota; Viridiplantae; Streptophyta; Magnoliopsida; Malpighiales; Euphorbiaceae
Product: putative disease resistance protein RGA4
Exons: 7
Coding region: 237-3356 (1039 amino acids)
Biological process (GO): defense response to other organism
Molecular function (GO): ADP binding
Source: RefSeq, a predicted model, not a curated record
GUAGAAAGGAGACCAAGACUUUUCAAUUCAUGUCACGCAACGUUAUCAAUUUAUUACUAAGGAGACCAAUGCUCAAAAAUGGCCCGCCUAAAAUUAAAUAAAUUAAAUAAAACAAAUAAAAUAACUUGAUAGUUGGCGGGGGAAGAUUGUUAUAAAUAUUGAGCAUUGCUUGCCAUCAUCUUCACAACAACAUUCCAUCCUCUUACACUCAAAAACACCAAACCAGAAUACCAAAAAUGGCCGAAGGAGUUCUCUUUGAUAUUGCUGGGGAGAUCAUUCAGAAGCUGGGUUCUCGAGCCUUCCGCGACAUUGGAUUGUGGUGGGGUCUCAAAGAUGAGCUUAAGAAACUUAAGGCCACAGUCUCCAGUAUUCAGGCUGUACUUGUUGAUGCUGAGAAGAAGCAAGCGCUAGAUGAGCAAGUCAAAGAUUGGCUUGGAAAGCUUCAAGAAGUUGUUUAUGAUGCUGAUGACUUGCUAGAUGACUUCGCCACUGAAGCUCUGCGGCGCCAAUUGAUGACUGGAAAUAGGAUGGCAAAGGAGGUAAGCCUUUUCUUUUCGUCUUCGAAUCGGCUUGUUUAUGGUUUUAAGAUGGGUCAUAAAAUUAAGGCGAUUAGGGAGAGACUAGAUGCCAUUGACGAAGAUAGGAAAAAGUAUGGACUUCACCAUGUGGAGCGUCCAGAGGAGUCAUUAUAUAGUAAGGGAAGGAACCAAACUAUCUCAUAUGUAGAUGAGGAACAAGUCAUUGGGAGGGAAAAUGAUAGAAAGGCAAUCAUAGAUCUUUUGUUAGACUCUAAUAUUGCAGAUAAUGUUUCAGUCAUUCCCAUUGUUGGGAUUGGUGGGUUAGGAAAGACCACAUUAGCUCAAUAUGUUUUUAGCGAUGAAAACGUCAAAACUCAUUUUGAGCUGAAGCUGUGGGUUUGUGUCUCUGAAGUCUUUGAUCUAAAAGUAGUAGUAGAAAAGACAUUGAAAUCAAUUGGAAGGGAACCCGGAAACUUUGAAUUGGAUCAAUUGCAAACAAGUCUUCGAGAUGAAAUCAGGGGAAAGAAAUAUUUGUUAGUGUUGGAUGAUGUUUGGAAUGAAGAUCUUCAAAAAUGGACUGAUUUAAAGGCAUUAUUGACGUGUGGUGCAAGAGGAAGUAGGAUCUUAGUGACCACUCGUUCCGAAAUGGUUGCAGCAAUAACUAGUGGCAAAAAGACACAUUAUUCUCUAAAGGGCUUAGAUCUAGAUAAGUCUUGGUCUUUGUUUAAGAAAGUAGUGUUCGAGGGGAGAGAGCCGGAGAGUCCAAAAGUGAAAGAAAUCGGAGAGCAGAUUAUAAAGAAAUGUGUUGGAGUUCCCCUUGCAAUAAAGACAAUUGCAGGUCUUUUAUACUUUAGAGAUCCAGAAAGAGAAUGGUUGCCUUUUUUAGAAAAUAAUCUUUCAAAAAUAGCUCAAAAUGAAAAUGUCAUUUUAAACACACUUAAAUUGAGUUAUGAUCAUCUCUCAUCACAUUUGAAGCAUUGUUUUGUAUAUUGUGCAUUAUUUCCCAAAGAUUAUGUGAUUGAUGUGAAAAAAUUAAUUCAUCUUUGGGUUGCCCAAGGGUUCAUUGAGCCAUCAAAUUCAAGUCUAUGUGUUGAAGACAUAGGGCUACAGUACUUUACAGAGUUGUGGUGGAGGUCUUUUUUUCAGGAAGUAGAGAGGGAUGAAUUAGGCAAUGCAGCAUUUUGCAAAAUGCAUGAUUUGAUGCAUGACCUUGCAACUUUUGUUGCUGGGAAUGGGAUUAGCAUAAUAAAUUCUAAAGAAAAAAUUGUUGAUGAAAAUGUCCGUCAUGUUUCAUUUGCCCUCUGGUUAUAUUCAUCCCAACAAUUUCCUGUUGGAUUAAGCAACGCGAAAAAAUUGAGGACAUUUCUUUUGCCACGGCAAGGCUUUUCUAGAGAUGUAAUUGCACAUGUGUUGUCAAUUCCUGCAGUUAUUGUUCCAAACUUCAAAGAGUUGCUGGUGUAUGAUAUCGGUCAGACAACAAUUGAAAAGGUGCCUAGUUCCGUGAAUAGGCUUAAGCAUCUAAGAUAUCUUGAUGUUUCUAGCAAUAAUGAAAUUCGGACACUUCCAAAUUCUAUUACGGACCUGCAGAAUUUGCAAGUGCUAAAUGUCUCCUCUUGUCAUUGUCUAAAGGAACUGCCUAAAGAUAUUAAAAAACUGAUUAAUCUUAGGCAUCUGUAUUGUCGUGGUUGUUGGUCUUUGACCCAUAUGCCACGUGGGCUUGGGCAAUUGGCUUCACUUCGAACGUUGACACUGUUUGUAGUGGCAGAAGAUAAUUCAGUGGCAAAGAAUGUUGGAGGAUUAAAUGAAUUGAAUAGCCUCAACAAUUUGAGAGGAGGUCUUGCAAUUAGAUACUUGGGAUAUGUGAAAAAUGGGAUAAUAAAUCCUAAUUUGAAAGGGAAGUCGCUUCUUCAAUCAUUGACUUUAUAUUCGGAUCUACAGUAUGGUAAUGCAAAUGUUGAUAAUGAAGAAAUGGCAUUCCAAAGUCUCCAGCCGCAUCCUAAUCUUAAAGAGUUUGUAGUGUGUAAGUACAGAGGCACGAGGUUUCCAAGUUGGGUUUCUUCCCUCGCAAAUCUUGUCAAUAUUAAGUUACAGUGUUGCAGAUGUCAGCAUCUCCCACCACUGCAUCAAAUCCCUUCUCUUCAAAACUUAGAGAUUUGGAGAUUAAAUGAUUUAGAAUACAUAGAAACUGAGGGACAAGGAACUACAUUCUUUCCAUCCCUAAAGUAUCUCAAGCUCUAUUCAUGUCGUAAGCUGAUAGGAUGGCGGAAGAAGACAGAUGAUGAUGACAGUGACGAUUCAACAACCAUAUCAAUAUCAGAGCUACUCCAAUUUCCUCGUCUUUCUCAAUUCAUUUGUUAUGGUUGCCCUAAUUUGAGUUGGAUCCCUCAGUUUCCAUCUAUUGAUGAAUUUUUACGAUUGGAGAAAGCAAGCAUGCAACUUGUGCAGCAAAUAUUCACAACAUCAACUUCUUCUUCUUCUUCUUCCUCAAUCGUUCCUCCUCUCUCUAAAUUGAAGAAGCUCAUUAUUUGGGACAUUGAGGAUCUCGAAUUUCUACCUCCAGAUGGACUGCACAAUCUCACUUCUCUUCAACAAUUAGAGAUUAAGAGGUGCCCAAGAUUAACAUCUCUGCCUCAAGAGAUGCGUUCCCUCACCUCUUUACGAGAAUUGACAAUUAGUGGUUGUCCCCUGUUGAGCAAAAGAUGUGCAGAUAAAAAGGGUGAGGAUUGGCCUUUUAUUUCUCACAUCCCAAAUGUUCAAGUUGAUGACAAGAGAAUUCAAUGGGAGGGUUGCUAUCUACUAGAGGACGAAGAAAAAUCUUCCACCACAUCUGAAAAUUGAAAUGAUAAGUUGUGAAGAUUAAUUGCUGCCAGAUGAUUCAUGCAAAGUGGACAGCAGUAAAAACACAAGCAAUAAUAUUAAUUUGUAGGCACCAAUUUCACUUGUCGACAUUUCUGAAAAUUCUAAUUGAUAAAUUGAUAUCUGGCACUAAUGCUAAGGGCACUUGGAAGGUAGUUUCUUGAUUCGCUUAUCUGAUUAUUUUUUAUUUUUUAUUUUUAUUUAUUCUCUCCAUUUUCUUCCUGUAAAAGGAAUGCUGGUUAUAGAACAAGACAAGAUAUGAGAAACUCCAGAGCUGCAAUUACAACCUCGCUUCUAUUCCAAAUAUGUUAGAAGUAGAAAAUAUUUAGUGGUAUGGCAUAUUUCAUCGUGUUCUGUUUCUUGUCCUUUCCAACAUUUUCCAGUACAUGAAUAAGUUGAACAAUAUGCUGAUUUUCAUACCAUUUCAUUAUUAUUUGAAUUUUAGAAUCUCUGUAGGAGUGUUUUGAUGCAUGACCUUGCAACUUUGGCUUCUGGGAUACGCAUUGGCAGUAGGUUCCAUGGUUAACUUUCUUCCCUCACAAAUCUUCAACAGUUAACCAUUUUGGGAAUAGAGUCUCUGCCUUGACAGAUGUGUUCUCUCACCUCUCUACGAGAAUUUGAAAUUAAUGAUUGUCCCCUGUUGAAGGAAAGACGUGGAAUAAAAAGUGUGAGGAUUGGCCUUUCAUUUCUCACAUCUCAAUUACUAAAGUUGAUAGGAAAAUAAUUCAAUGAGAGAGCCCCUAUCCACUAUAGGGCGAGGAAAAAUCUUCCGCUGCUUCUGAGAGUUGGUGCUUUUCUCUUCAAUAGGAAAAUCUUAUUUAAUUUUUUUUUUGUCUGAAAUUUAACAGUCUUAUUCUUUACGCACAGGAAAUUAUAUUACAAGUUAUGAAGAUUAAAUGCCUAAUAAUUUAGCCACCAUAUUCUGUCGGAAAUCAGCAAAACUAAAAUUUACUCUGAAAUUUUUGUGUUCUUGUGUUCUUGAUAAGUGACAUGAUAAUGGACAAGAAACCAACAUAAGAUGUCCUGGAAGCAAUUUUUUUGAUUGGCUUGACAUAAUAUGCAUUUGAAGAUCAUAUUCCACGGAAGAAUUUCCGCACAUCCGAUUACAACUUUGGGUUUUGCUGCCAGAUGAUCCAGGCCAAGAUAUUUUUGCUUCUUCAAAAACAAGUAUAAGUUCUAGAGAAGAACUUUUAAGUCAUUGAUUCUGUGUGCAGUGGACAGCAGUAAAAACAUAGUGUAUGGACGCUAUUUCAAUUCCGUCUUCAAAACAAGUAAUACAAAGGACGUUGGUUAUACAACAAAACAGGAUAUGAGGAACCCCGGAGCUGCAACUGCAACCUCUCUGCUAGUUCAAAUAUGUUAGAAGUAGAAAUAUUUAGUGUUAUGCCAUAUUUCUUGGUGCUCUGUUUUUUGUCCUUUUCAACAUUUUCUUAUACAUGAAUCAGUUGAACAAUAGACUGAUCUUCAUACCGUUUCAUUAUUAUUUGAAUUUUAGGAUUUGAGGGUAUAGAAUCUCUGCUGAGGGCAGGAUAUGAACUCUAUCUAGGAGUGUUAUACUGUUUUUAUUAUGAAUAAGGUGGUGAUUCUUCUCUUAAAUUUUGCAAAUUAUUAAUUUUUAUCUCUACUUAUAUGAGAAAAUUUUAAAAAUUUUCAGCAUCUAAUUCUAUGUGAGCAGGACAUUGGAUGAUGAGAUAUAAAGUAUUAGCUGCUUAACAAUUUUUCCACUCUAUUUCUUCUGAAAUGGGUAGUACAUUACAUUAAGUAUCUUUUUGUCAUAUUCUUUUCAAUCAAUCAAUCAACUAUGCAGGGUAACCAUUUUCAUUUUUUUUUUCUUUUUCAAUAAUUGAAAAUUUAUUUGCUCAAGGAAAAAUUUUGUUGGAAAUUUCUGUGUGCCUUAUGUUCUUGACAAAUGACAUGAUAAUGGAUAUGAAUUCUGAAUGAUUUUGACUGGUCUUUCACUUUCUUCAUUUAUACAAUGGCUCAUCAAGAAUGAAGAAUCACAGGGUUACAGUGUUUACAUCCCUGCAAUUCUGAUAAAUUGGAAAGUGGUGAACAAAUGCAAAGGGUGUCAAAUCCAUUGGCAGAAGUUAUUAGGGACUAUCAGAAACCAAACAAGAUGUCAUGGCAGCAAUUACUUGCAACCCGACUUCUUUUGAUAUGCAAAAAGCUGUAACAAAUUGGUGGAAAUCAAGAAGUACGCAUGGGUCCCAAAGAAGUGACCAUUUAGAGUACUCCUGGAUUUUAUGUCUAUGUUUGGCUGGUAAUAUCUAUCUAGACUCUAGAGACAAUGCAACAUCUUACCUCCCUUGAAAAUUGAGAAGGUAGUGGUUUUGUGUGGAGUUUUGCUGUUGAAUGAUGAAGAAGGCUAGACUGUGGAGAUAUGCAACCAUAUGUUACUUUCCAACAUGAUUGAAUGCUUUUUGCCCAUUGCGAGACAAAUGAACUUCACUCAUCACAAAAAAGUUAGGCAUCUUAUGAUCCUACCUUCAAAUUCAACAGAGUUUAGAUGGUAGAUUUUUGAAGUUAUGUAUAAUCUGUAUGUUUAUAAUUGUAAAGGUUUUUUGUUUUGAAGUUUGUAAUUGAGAGAAGCUACUACGGUGGCCCAUUCUCUUGCUAGAGCAGCCAUUGGGAUAGCGCCCCCAGGCUCCUUGUGUACCGUUCUUCUUUUGAAUGUUCUCUUCCAUGUUUUUUUUUAACUUGACAUUUUACAUUCUGGGUUGGGUAUAAAUGGUAAGUCUAUUGGCCUGAGUUUAACCA